Messenger RNA from Bacillus rossius redtenbacheri, 2720 nucleotides. RefSeq names its product pinin (gene Pnn). Bases 138 to 1556 code for a protein of 472 amino acids. The record is from RefSeq and is a predicted model, not a curated record. The transcript is spliced from 10 exons. Lineage: Eukaryota; Metazoa; Arthropoda; Insecta; Phasmatodea; Bacillidae. Gene Ontology annotation, cellular component: catalytic step 2 spliceosome.
ACUCUAUGAUAAACUCUGUGAUGUAACAUGGCGUCGUAUUAAUCUGUUUACGAAAGGCGACGAAUGUUUAGGAAAAGACGGUGUAAUUUAGAAAAGUAUUUUCUGUAGUCUUAUAUUAAUUGUUCUAUUAGCCGAACAUGGCUUCCGAAGUAAUUACAUCAUUUGCAGCUCUUCAAGCUGAAUUGGAGCAAGCAAAAAAUAAUUUAAAAGGUGUUGAUGAACACAUUAAGAAGAUAAUGGGAAGGGAUCCUUUUGAUGGCCAGGCACGUCCUGGCCAGAAGAGGCCAAAUGCACCUGCAGAGGACUUUCGAACAAGAGGACUAGAUGAUUUUAGAGGACGUGGACUAGAGGAUUUUCGUGCGAGAGGCCAAGAAGAAUUUAGAGGACGGGGCAGAGGAUUCCCCCUUUCACGGGGUCGGCGGGAACCCGGCGUGCGGCCAGAAGAGGACGCGGCACCAGCUGCGAAGAGAAAACCGGGCGAUCCACGGACGGUUUUCAGCAGGCUCUCAGGUCCUCCGAAGCCCAGGAAGGAUGGCGACAGUGGGGACGAGGAGGAGGAGCUCCCCAACAAGCCCGCCAUCUCAUCACGUGUUAUUUUCACACCGAAGGAACUGCCAUCUCGGCAAGAGGUGCUGGCCGCCCAGGGAACAGACGAGAAAAGUAAAGCCAGGAAUAGGAGAAUGUUUGGUGCUCUCCUAGGAACUCUGCAGAAGUUUCGUCAGGAAGAAACUAGGAUGAAAGAAAAGGAAGAGAAACGAGCUCAGGUAGAAAAGAAGUUGGAGGAGAAUGCUAAAAGGGAAAAAGAAGAGUUGAAGAGAGAACGACAGGAGUUGUUUCAAGAAAGAAAGCGUAAGCAAGCAGAAAUUCGUAAAAUUGAGUUUAAAAUAUUGCGAAUAAAAGAGCAAGAGGAAUGGGAAGCAAAGCAUAAGUUUCUCAUGAACUUUAUCCAGACACGUACGAAACCUCACAUUUUCUACCUGCCAAAAGUUCAGUCUGCAAAAACAGAGGAGCGGCUGGUAGCGAGUCGGAAGGCAGUUACUCGGAUGAUGGAAAAGAAGAGAGCUAACGUGCAGGAAGAGCUUGAUGCUCUAGACAAAAAGGGGCGAUGGCGUCAGGGCUUGGGGGAGCCCGAGGGGAGGGGGGAUGGUCGUGAAGGCAAUGUCAACAAGGAGAAUAGGUUGCAAAGUGUAGGUAGUAUGGUGAAAGUAGCAGAAGUGGUUCCAGAUGCGGGAGCAGGUAAGGAAAGGGGUAAGGAAAGGGGUGAGGUAAGGGUGGCAGUGAAGCAGGAGAAGGUAGAGGGGGACAAAGGUGAGAAUAAUGUGGAUGAGAAUGAAAGUGAGAGUGCUAGUGAGAGUGAAAGUGAUGAAGAGGAAGUGUUUGUUGAAAGAGUGAUAGUUAUGAAGACAGAGAAGGGUGAUGGGGAGAGGUUGACGAAUGAGCAGACUAGCGCAGAGAUACCCACGGAGGCAGAGGUGGUUGUUACGGAAGAGGUUGCCGUCGGUAAUCCCGUGGAAGGGAAUGAUACGACUGUAGAUACACCGAGUGGGGAAACAUAGUGCUUUAAAUUUAGAAUUAUAAAAUACAAAAGACAUUAUUUUGCAUUAUUGAUUACAUAGGUUUAAUACUAAUAGUUGAAUCAAAUACUACAAACAAAAUGACACAUUAAUAUUACGGUAUAGCUAAGUUAAGUUUUUGUACAGAUUGUAUGAGUAGCACUGUAUAUAUUCACAUUAAUAAUAAUAAAUGAAAUUUUCAAACUUAUUGGAUUGCAGAAUUAAGGUCAAUAUGUAUUUAUUUUUAUUAAGUUUUAAAACUUUUUUUUUUUACACUUUACCAAGAAAAUUGAAAUUUUUAGAUAAUUUUAUUCAUAGUUUCUCAUCAUUUUAUAUAUAGAUUUUAAAAUGUUUUGCCAAUAAUUUUUUGUCUUGUAUCUAUGCAAAUUGAAUCUUCACCAUUUCUCAAAAGGAUGAUUAGAAUAUGAACAUGCCUACAUCAUGCCUACAGAUUCAUAAGAGAAGAUGAUGCUCACCUUCAUGAUAGUCCAUUGAUGUUUAAAAAUAUGUUCUGUACUGAAACACAGAUGCAGUGGAAUCACAGUUUUGUUGUAGUUUAAAUGAAAAAUGAACAUAAAAUAAAUUACUGUCUUAGUGGUGUUAAUUCCUUUAAAGUAAUUAUGAUAUACGUACGGUAAGUACAGUAUAUCCAUAGUACAUCCAAAUAUUGAUGAUGCUACUGGUAAUUAUAGUGUCACAGCAGCAUUACUGGAGAGGUAAGUAUGUAAACAUUGCACAAUUUGUAAUUAUCUCUUAUCAUUUUCCCUGAACUUUUAAGUGUUUACACAUUAAGAAACUUAUUGUAAUAAAAUGUUAUGUAUUUUUAUUCUUCAUAUGAAUUUUAUUUCCAAUUUUUUUUUUUCAUUUACGUUAAUUAUUCAACAAUGCAGUGUCAUCAAGGUUUUAAUGUAAGUUAAUAUAUAAUGCAGUUAUGUAUAUAUUUUUAACAUGGCUAUUUGCGUUUAAUUAUGUGUUUGUAUUGUGCGUACAUCUGUAAAUUUAAAUUCCAAAUGUGUAGCCAAUACAUUCUGUCAACCAAAUUCUGUUAUUGGAAAUAAAUAAAAUGUAAUUUUGCUGAUUUUUCUAACUGCCUGACUUUUUUUGUAUGGUAGUUAAUCCACAGAUUACAAUGUCCUGCUUGAGUUUACUUUCACACUGCUGUAAAGU